CAUCCUUUAAAUAUUUUUUCCUAGAAAUAAAGCCUUUCUGGAACUGCUGAGCUUUGUGCCUGCAGUGGAUUAAGUGCAGGACAGUGGGCCAAGUGGAAAGGAGAAUAAUUAUCGGGUGCAUUCCGGUACAAAUAAAGUACACAAAAAGAACGGACAAUGACAAAAAGGAAUGGCACAAGUUAGAAGUGCAUCUUUUCUUCUUAGUGUGAUGAAUUUUAUGUAGGAAGAUGAUACCAUGUUGUUUUAGAAGGAUGUCAUACUUUGUUAUCAGCCUUGCCUAUGUAAUUUUUAAAGAAAAUCUGUUUGUCAAGCUAUAAAAAAAGCUAUGAAGCUACUCACUGUUCCUCCUUCCUUCAUCCGUUUUCUGUUAUUAUACUAGUAAUGUGUUUGAUUAAAAAAAGCAGCAGCAGCCUAAAAAAGAUUUUUUUUUAAAUUCUACUCUUUGAAAGUCAUUUAGACAGAUGUUCAUUUCUUUUAAGAAAUCUUUUGUGGUUUUACCUUCCUUGUGGACCUUACCUGCUCCAUCCCAAUUCUGAGUCAAUGGGCACGUCUGUGUUUUUACUUUUUAUUUAUUUUAUUUCAGCACAUUAUGGGGGUACAAACGUUAAGGUUACAUGCAUUGCCCUUGCCUCCCCUCCUCCCUCGAGUCAGAGCUUCAAUGUAUAUAUUUUUUGUAGUACGUAAUUUUUCUCACAUGCUAAUAAUGCCUUUGCCACUUGCUGGUCUGAUAUAUUGCCACCCUCACUGUUUCUUCCUCUCUUCCUCUUCACUGCUCCCCCACAAAUGUUUUGUGUGUUUCCUUUUUCCCAUAGGCACAAGUCCAGCUCAUGAGAAUAUCGCAUCCCAGGACUCUACGAAUAAGGAUAAAACCGUAUUAACUAUGGAAGCCAAAGAGGAACCAGAGACAAUAGAAGAACAUAAAAAAGAAUGUGCUUCAGGAGACACUGCUGUUUCUCCUCUUCCUGUAACUACUGUGAAAUCAGUUAACUUUAGACAAAGUGACAACACUUCUGCUAAUGAGAAGGAGGUGGAGGCAGAAUUUCUCAGGUUAUCUUUGGGAUUUAAGUGCGACUGGUUUACGUUGGAGAAAAGAGUGAAACUUGAAGAGAGAUCCCGGGACUUGGCAGAAGACAAUUUGAAGAAAGAAAUUACUAACUGUCUAAAGCUAUUAGAGUCUUUAACACCUCUGUGUGAAGAUGACAACCAGGCCCAGGAAAUAAUUAAGAAGCUGGAGAAGAGUAUCACAUUUCUUAGCCAGUGCACAGUACGAGUGGCCAGUAGGGCUGAGAUGCUGGGAGCCAUUAAUCAGGAAAGCCGGGUUAGUAAAGCAGUUGAAGUGAUGAUUCAGCAUGUAGAAAACUUGAAGAGAAUGUAUGCCAAAGAGCAUGCUGAAUUAGAAGAACUGAAACAAGUUCUUUUGCAGAAUGAAAGGUCUUUCAAUCCUCUUGAAGAUGAAGAUGACUGCCAAAUUAAAAAACGUUCAGGUUCUAUAAACUCUAAGCCAUCUUCUCUUCGAAGAGUGACCAUUGCCUCUUUACCCAGAAAUAUUGGAAAUGUAGGAAUGGUGGCUGGGAUGGAAAAUAAUGAACAAUUCAGUAGGAGGUCAAGCAGUUGGCGUAUUUUGGGGUCAAAGCAGAGUGAACACCGUCCCUCAUUACAUCGAUUUAUUAGCACCUAUUCCUGGGCAGAUGCUGAAGAAGAAAAAUGUGAACUAAAAACUAAAGAUGACUCAGAACCACCUGGAGAAGAAAUAGUAGAAAGGACAAGGAAGCCAAGUCUUUCUGAAAAGAAAAACAAUCCAUCAAAGUGGGAUGUCUCUUCAGUUUAUGAUACAAUAGCUUCCUGGGCAACAAAUCUCAAGACUUCCAUCAGAAAGGCUAAUAAAGCACUCUGGCUUUCUCUUGCACUCAUUGUGCUGUUUGCAGCUUUGAUGAGCUUCCUCACAGGCCAAUUUUUCCAAAAGUCCGUGGAUGCUGCUCCCAUACAGGAAGGGGACACCUGGAUAUCUUUAGAACAUAUCUUGUGGCCAUUUACCAGACUCCAACACAACGGGCCACCACCAAUGUGACAGCAGCACAUGCUAAUAUAUGUAUCUUGAUUUUUGAAGUUUCAGUAUCUGAACUUUAUAAAUUAGUAACUUAGCUGGGAAAGUAUAGCAUGAAACCAGAGGUUUUCAGAAUGACUGUAAGAUAUUUUACAUUCCCUCUUUUCCUGAUUAUCUCCCCAACUAAAAUACAAGGAGGAAGAAGCCUGCCUAUGAUCUUUUAAUGAGUUUUUGAGGAAGAAAUAUAUUGUUUUGUUAAAGUUUAUUGAAAUAAAGAAUCAUUCAAAUCUU
Molecule: messenger RNA, 2335 nt
Organism: Microcebus murinus (gray mouse lemur)
Lineage: Eukaryota; Metazoa; Chordata; Mammalia; Primates; Cheirogaleidae
Source: RefSeq, a predicted model, not a curated record